Molecule: messenger RNA, 1710 nt
Organism: Alternaria burnsii
Lineage: Eukaryota; Fungi; Ascomycota; Dothideomycetes; Pleosporales; Pleosporaceae
Product: choline dehydrogenase
Exons: 3
Coding region: 1-1710 (569 amino acids)
Molecular function (GO): flavin adenine dinucleotide binding; oxidoreductase activity, acting on CH-OH group of donors
Source: RefSeq, a predicted model, not a curated record
AUGGCACCCAAGUACGAUUUCGUGAUCGUUGGCGGUGGAACAUCAGGCUGUCUCCUCGCCCACCGACUCUCCCAUUCGCUACGUAAACCCUCUGUUCUCCUCCUUGAAGCAGGCACCACCCCCUCUGGUGACUACCUCCGUGCGCCCUACCACCGUUACUACGCCCAAGCUCUCCGUCCAGAUCUUGACCAUGGCUACGUCUCCGAACCCGAGCCCGCUUUGAACAGCAGAAACAUACCGUAUACAAGAGGCAAGGGUCUGGGCGGGAGUUCCAUCUUGAACUUCGCCGUUUAUCUGUACGGCAGUGGCGAAGAUUAUAAUCGCUGGAGCGAUCUAGUGGGCGACGAGAGCUGGAAAUGGGAGUCGGUCAAGAAAUCUUUCCAAGCUAUCGAGAACUACGACUUCUCGGGUUCAGAAGACUACAAACAUCUUGCUGAUCCUAGCACUAAUUCCCAUGGUACGAAGGGGCAGUUGAAGGUUGGUCUCCCGCCUGUACUCGAACAAGGCGUGGUGCCGCAGAUGGAGGCACUGGCUGCUAUGGGAGAAAAGAUCAACCUUGAUCUCAAUUCGGGCGACCCGAUAGGAAUUGCAGUCUUCCCGCAUAGCUAUAGUAAGGAGGGUAGGAGUACUAGUGCGAUCGCGCAUUUGGUGGACCCGCCGAGCAACCUUGAGGUGUGGACAGAUGCGAAAGCGGAAAAGUUCGUGUGGGAGGGGAAGAAGGUCGUUGGUGUUGUCACGGAAGACGGACGAGAAGCAAUGGCAAACAACGAAGUCAUCGUUUGUGGCGGCUCGAUCGACACGCCAAAGCUCCUCCUUCUAAACGGCGUCGGACCGCAAUCCGAGCUCGAGGCAAUCGGUAUCGACGUCAAAAUCGACUUGCCUGGGGUCGGGAAGCACCUUAAAGAUCACGUCCUCACCUUCAUGACAGUCGAAGUCUCGGGCUCAAUCAACUCCAAAUACGCCUUUGACAACAACCCCGCCCUUGUCGCUGAAGCUCAAGAAUCCUGGACCAAAGACCAUACUGGCGCCUUCGCCCUUCAGAAUUCCUCACUUUGGGGUGGCUUCCUCAAACUAACGGAUUUGGAAUCGUACGAAGAGUAUUCGGCGCUUCCACUUGAUGUCCAGGAAUUUCUGUCCAGAGAUCAAGUUCCGACAUACGAGUUUAUCAACAACUCCAUACUCUGGCCACCAGGCACACAGCUCGAGGAAGGGAACACAUAUAUGACUUUCCUUGCUUUCCUCAUGAACCCUCAGUCCAGUGGUUCCGUCACACUCCGGUCAGCAAACGCGUCUGACAAACCAGUCAUCGCGCUGAAUUACCUCACGCACCCCUUCGACGUCCGCGUUUUUCGCGAAGCUAUCCGCAACACGUGGCAGAAAAUAACAGGAAAUCCUGUCGUUGCUCCGCAUAUUGUGCGUACCAUUCUUGGGCCAAAGUCUAUGAGCGAUGCGGAUUUGGAUGAUUUUGCAAAGGAGAACGCCGGUACAGUUUGGCAUGCUUGCGGUACUUGUAAGAUGGGAAGGGACGACGAUGCAGAAGCGGUUGUGAGCAAGGAGUUCAAGGUUAGAGGAGCGGAGGGGUUGAGGGUUGUGGAUAUGAGCGUCGCACCUCUUACAACCAAUAAUCACACGCAGGCUACGGCGUAUCUCAUUGCGCAAAAAGCGGCGGAGAAGAUGGUUGUGGAGUAUGGACUCGAUAGGGUGAGCUGA